AAUAUUCUAUUGAAAUAAAAAAAAAAGAAUGUUACGUAAUAUUUAUGAAUACUCAACUAGUCUGAAGAUAUAUUUAAAAUUCCCGCCAUUUGUGUAUUAAUGGCGAAUUUGUGAGUGUCAUUCUUUUAGACUAAUAAAACAAUUCAGAUUUUAUAGAGUUUGAAUAUGGAUAAAAUAAUUAAAGGAAUAAUGAAAUAUAGAAAGUGCCAUAGAGAAGAAAUGGUGAAACAAUUUCAAAAAGUUAAAGACUGUCCUGAACCAAAAGCAGCAUUCUUUACCUGCAUGGAUUCCCGGAUGAUUCCUACUAGAUUUACGGAAACAAAUGUUGGAGACAUGUUUGUUGUAAGAAAUGCUGGUAAUAUUAUUCCUCAUUCUCAGCAUUUUGAGGACGAGUUAGCAAUGUGUGAACCGGCAGCCUUAGAACUUGUUUGUUUAAUGAACGAAAUAAAACACAUUAUAGUUUGUGGCCAUAGCGAUUGUAAAGCUAUGAAUAUGUUAUAUUCUUUACGCGAGGAAGAAUUAGCAUCGAAAGUAAAUAGAAGGAUAUCGCCAUUAAAAGCAUGGCUUUUUGCACAUGCUAGUAAUAGUUUAGCAAGAUUUCAACAGCUUGAAAUCGCUGAUUUCCGUGACCCGAUACUUUUUCAGGGUGAGACAUCUUUACGAAAAUUUGUGGCUUAUAUUGAUCCUGAAGAUAAAUUCGGCGUAGAAGAUAAAUUAUCUCAAAUAAAUACCUUACAACAAUUACAAAAUAUAGCUUCUUAUGGAUUUUUAAAAAAACGAUUGGAAAGACAUGAUUUGCAUAUUCAUGCAUUAUGGUUUGAUAUUUAUACUGGUGAUAUUUAUUAUUUUAGUAGGGCAAAUAAGAAAUUCGUAGAAAUAAAUGAAUCAAAUGAAAAAUGCUUACUUACAGAAAUUAAAAAAUAUUAUUCUUAAAUUUUUUAUAUCAAAAUUAUAUCAAUUUAUAUCAAUAUUGUUUAAUAUAUCAAUAUUUUUAUAUUUAUAAUUUAUUUUUUUUUUUAUAGAAAAUCAUUUUUUGAUUAAGACUGAAUUGUUGAAUCUCUUAUAAUCCAAUAGUUUUAAAUAUAUAAUAGUUAAUAGUUAAAUAUUUGUUGAAAUUUUUUAUUAUGUAUCUAGAUAUGGAAAUUAUAAAUUGAUUUUUAUUAUCUUUAUUUAUUAUCUUCUUUUUUUUAACUAAUAAUUUUUUAUAUUAUAAUUAUCUUUUUAAAAUUUAAAAAUUUUAUUUAAAAUUUAUACAAAAUAAAUUGAUAAUAACAAUAUAUGAUAUAAAUUUAUAUAAUAUAAUUUUAGAUGCAUAUUAUUAUGCACAUAGAUGAAAAAAAUUUUUAUAUAAUAUAAUGAAAUAGGUAAUAAUUAAAUUGAAAAAUAUAAAAUAUUUAUUUAAAAAUAUAAAAAUAUUUAUUUCUUGAUAAAAUAUGUAUAUAUAAUUACAAUUGUUGAAAUCUGAAAUGAAAUAUUAUUUUUGAUAUAUAUUUUAUGUAUUGUUAUACAUAUAUACAAAGUUUAUCUGUAAUAUAUUUGUAACGAUUUACAUAAUAAUAUAUUCUGUUUAUAUAUAUAUAUAUAUAAUUGUUUAUAUAUAUAUAUAUAUAAUUGUACAUGUUCAUUGUGAUAAAAAUAAAUAAAAUAUAUUUAUUGUUCUUGUUUGAUUCAUAUAACGAUUCACUUCGCUUCUUGCCGAUUUGAUUUAAUAUACUUUACAUUUGAAUUGUAUAAAAUCGAAGUCAUGGAAUAGCCAGAGGACGUACUGAUGGAUGGACGGUUUCGUGGCCAGGCGAACUAGAGCAUGCCACUCCCGAAAGAGAAAGCAAAACAACGAACUAAAGUAUAGAAUUAGGAUAAUAAUAAAUAUGAUAUCAGAGAUUCGUAUAAAUUUAUUGAUGCAAUGUGUAUUUAAUAAAUAUUGGCAUCAUAAAUAUAAUAUAUAUAUAUAUUUUUUAAAUAAUGUGAUUUUUUUAUUAUAUUAUUAAUAUUAUUUAUUAAUAUUUAUUAAUAUUAUUUAUUAAUAUUAAGUAAGAUUAAAAAUAAAAUUAGAAUAUUAUUUUAUUUAUCUAAUAUUAAAUCAUAAAAAAUUCUAAAAUAUAUUAUUGUUUUUAAAAUUUUUAUAUAAAAAUGAAUUAUCUAUUAUUUUAAAUUAGAAACAAUAUACAAAUAUUUUCAAUGCGAGUAUCAAAGAAUUUUGUAAAUUCAAAAAUUUUUUCUUAAUUCUAUGUGGAUAAAAAUUCUAUAAAUUAUCGGAAUAAAAAUAUCUUUAGUUUACGAAUAACUAUAUACCUGCAUAUCGGCACGAGGUAUGCAUACAUUCUAGAAACUUAUGGCCAAAUACAAAAAAUAGUUCGCAUUUUUCAAUGUGUUUUAUAAUGUAUAAAAAUAGUAGAUAAAAGUGAAGAGGAUUCAUUAUUCUGUCUAGACGAAUCGUAGAGUUGGCUCCGUUAGGUCAGUUUACGGACUAUGAUGAAUGUAUGGGUAUGGUAAAUCGGAAGGUGGGAGAUCUCUUCGGAGACGAUACAUGCGUUCUUUUUUCUUUCCAAGAUCUCGCACCCCAUGAAUCGCUGACAUACUGACCUAGAUUAUUCUGGGGUAUCUAUCAUGAAGGCAAAGCGUGCUGUAAAUAUAAUACAUGUUCUAUGUUAAAAAGUAAAAUCAUGUCAUCUUUUAUUUUUCACGUAAGCGAGAUUCAGAGCGAAACAUUUUUACAAAGUAGAGAAUUUCAUACGUUCAAGAUAUUUGACUAGAUUGUGCAUUAAAAAUUAUAUGUAUUGGAUACGAUAUAAUUAUAUUAUAUUGUCAUUUACUAGAGAUUGGAUUGGUUUUAAUAAGUUAUGAAUCCAAAAAAAUCAAUUUUUAAUUAUGUGUGUAACUAUUUCUUAGAGUUAAAAAAAAAAAAAUAUUAAAAAAAAUUUUAUGAUAAAAUAAUUUGAUUUUUCAAGUUUAUUUCUUUUUUUUCGUUUCAACAUCAUUAUUGAAAUACUUAUUUUCGAAAAAAUAUUUUACCAAGUUUCUAAAAAUGGAAUUACAAGCGUUUUAAAGCAUGCACACCAUCAAACUUCCGUGAAGAAUGUCUUUAAAUUAGAUUCGGUUACGAAAUUCAGGUGCACGGUAGCCUUCUGGUCCGUUUACCUGGCUAGUCUGACAAUGUUUACUGCUAUUAUAUUAUGCUUGAUAAUUUUGCGGCCAAAAAGUGAAUUAAAACAAACAUCUAAAGUUACAUAGUAUAGUGUACCUCGAAUGAACUCAAAGAAACAAUUGAUAGCCUUUCAACUCUGUUUAUUUCGAUAUCGAUAUUUGUUUUGCAAAUAAUAGAAUUCGAAGUAAUUCUUUUAUUAUAAACUUUAUAUAUUUAAUUGAUAAAUUUAUUAAUUAUUUCAAAUAUAAAAAUUUUAUAUUUAUAUUAAAAAAAUUAUUUUUCAUUGCAUUACUACGCAUUUUUAUAUAUAAAAUUUCGAUCAUUCGAUUAAUCGAAUCGAAAAAGAUUAAUCAGGUCGAAGUAGUCAAUCGAUACCAAUCAAAAUAAAAUUUCUAAUAACUUUAUCAAUUUCCAUGAUACAGUGGUGAAAGUUAAAGAAUAUGUAUAGAAAAAAAUAAAAAUUCUAUUUAAUAUGUUUUGUGUAAAAAGAAUCUAAAUGAUUUAAGAUAUUCUUAUAUCCACAUUUUUCUUUUUUAUAGAUAUAUAAAUGUCUUUAAAUAGUGAGUUUAUAUAGCUUCUUUUUUCAACAUAUAUAAUUUAUAUUAAAUUUUUUCUCAAUCUUUUGAAAUAUAUUGUCUAAGAAUUCAAUAGAAUUUCAAAUUAUUUUAAAACAAAUGUCCGUAUUAAAUAUUCUGUCAAUUUAUUUAGGGUGCAUUCGUCAUAAUAUUUUUAUAGGUUAGAUUGGAUAACGUCCCUCAUACGAAUUUAUUCGAUACGUUAAUUAAUUACGCGGAUACGACGUCGUUAAUUUUUCUACGCUUGACGGAUCUUCCUUGCCAACGCUCGCACAAGAAUAAAGUUUCGGAAAAAUACACGAGCGUAACGAAGUAGUAAUGCCACCGCGGAGUACAGCGUGUUAUGCUUCGGCACACACCACUGGCCACGCACUCUUUUUCUAUGACCAUUCUAAAACGAAAGAAAGAAAAAAAGGAGAUCGUGCGAAAUCGUGACAUCGUUACUAUCUCCCAUGCUUCAAUAGCUAAUUUAUCCAAUUUUUCGAUUCGCUGAAAUGAGGCUCAAUGAACUAUUUCGAUAUUAUUACUUCAUUUUAGUUGAAAUAGAAUGUCAAAAUGAAAAUAAAAUGCUAAAUAAUUAAUAAUUUUCAAA
Molecule: messenger RNA, 4312 nt
Organism: Apis cerana (Asiatic honeybee)
Lineage: Eukaryota; Metazoa; Arthropoda; Insecta; Hymenoptera; Apidae
Gene: CAHbeta
Product: carbonic anhydrase beta
Molecular function (GO): carbonate dehydratase activity; zinc ion binding
Source: RefSeq, a predicted model, not a curated record